AUGUACACUGGUUGCUUGGGUGGCAUCCAGACUGCCAUCUCAUACCUCAAUUUCAAUGUCACUGAUGCCACCGAUUACUACGGUAAUGGAUGCACCAACGAACUCCUGGUGUACUCGAUGUGGGCAGCUGCAAAGGUCUACUGCACCGCGGAAGAGAUAGCCGCCGGCUCAGAACUGUUCGAUGGUUACUGCACGGAAUACGGCGGUGUCAAACUGGUGCCUUAUUCUGAGGUCCUUCCCAUCCUCACCAACAGCUAUAUCAGAUCACUUCCGGUUGCCGAAUACAGCGACGUGGAAAACUUUACACUCUUCAGCACGCCGGUCUUGAUUUCCAGGUUCCUGUACAACACAGCCAAAGACACUUAUGUGCUAUUCGACGUUGAAUAUGUCUUACACGAAAGAUACGGCUGGGCAGUCUAUGGGUUUUGGGGCGGGCUCAUGCUGAUAGGCAUUAUCAACCGCAUCGCCACGCAUUUCUUCCACUCUCGCCGCCUGAGACUUAGGACAGACGUCGAAGGUAGCCACUCCUCUAUGCCCCAAAGAGGCCGCUCCGGGCCCACCACCUUCGCCAGUGCAAUUCAUCAUUGGCUCCGGGCACAUGUAAUCAUUCCGGCGGCAUUCGGCUCACACUCUACUCGCCCUUUGCUUUGGUCUACCAUUCCGACACGGAUGGAGACCAUCAUUCUGGUGUCUUUCUGGGUCAUGACCUUCAUUUUGUGCUGUGUCAGCUACUACAUCUCCUGGCCGAACCUUUACUAUACCGAGCCCCAGCAGGCCUGGCGCUACAUAUCGGACCGCACUGGCAUUAUAUGCUACGCCACCUUGCCCUGGCUGUGGAUGUUCUCUGGCAGGAACAACAUUUUUCUCUGGCUUACUGGUUGGAGCUUCGCAACAUUCAACAUCUUCCACCGUCAUAUCGCUCGGUGUGCUACAGUCCUUGCAAUUAUUCAUUCAAUUGGAUGGUCGGUGUUAGAGGCCAACCUUGGCUACUUUGCUGACUCAUGGACCGAACAGUAUUGGUACAUGGGAGCAAUGGCGACAAUUGCGAUGAGUUUGAUAGUACUCUUCUCUUUCAUGUGGUUUCGAGUUAGAUCUUAUGAGCUCUUCCUCCUCAUACACAUUGCUCUUUCGGUGGUAACACUGGUCGGGUUGUUCUACCACACUCGUAUAUUUGAAGGCGAGUAUGAUGGCUACCUGUGGCCGCCAGUCGCAAUCUGGUGCUUCGAUCGAGCCGUACGUCUGGUGCGGUGGGCGUAUUGCAACAUCCAUGUCAAGCGGUCGAGCUCUAUUGGUGGCACGAAGGCAUUCGCGAGCUACAACAAAGACGCCGACUUCAUCAGACUCGAAGUUGUCCCAGGUUCCCGCAUGGUUAAGCCCGGGCCUGGCCAACACUACUACCUUUACCAACCGCUAAGAUUGAAAGGCUGGGAAAACCACCCCUUCACAUUGGCAGCUUACGAAACGAUUGGGGACUCCGACGCACUUGGCACAGCCAGAUCUCAAAAUGAGUAUAAGGUAAAUGAGCAAGCACUCAGGGACAAGAAAAUACAAGUCACGGCCACAAGCCCGUCCUCGAGCACUUCUUCAGAUGUGACUCCCACGCCGUCACAACACGAAGUCUCGACGUUUCAAGGCGCGAUUGGCCAGCGGAAACUCACUUUCUUCAUCCGCCCGUUCAGCAGCUGGACUAGGCGUCUCCGUGAGGAAUGUCUGAAGUCCCCCAACGGAACUAUCACUCCGAAUGUGUUCAUCGAAGGGCCCUACGGCGAGCGCAGCCCACUGGUUGCAUUCGAACACGUCGUCUUCAUCGUCGGUGGAACUGGUAUUGCCGGUGCACUGCCUUACAUUCUUGAACACGUUAGGAUGGCAAUCGGGCAUGCGAAGAAGUCAAGUGGUGAAAGAGCUCUCGUCACCCCUACUCGAGACAUCACGCUGGUCUGGUCCGCCAAGCAGUCCGCCAUGAUCCGCAACAUCGCGUCACAAGAGUUGAAACCAAUACUGGGUCACCGGGAUAUUCACGUCCACCUGCACGCGACUUCUCCAACCGAAAUACACAGCAGCUCCGGAGUCAUCCGCAAAGAUCUCGCCAUCGCUGAUUUGGACCUCAAGACCACGACCGCCACGACUAGCACCAACGACGAAAUUGCCAUCUCGUAUGGCCGGCCCGAUAUCCGUCAGACGAUCUUGGAACUCGUCAACGAGGUGCAUGAUGCAGGUGCCGCUGGGGGCAGGAUCGCAAUUCUAACGUGUGGACCAGGGGGCAUGGCCGACGAGGCAAGAGCCGCGGUGCACACAACUCUGAAGCAGGGCCAGAGGGGCGUCGAAUAUAUUGAAGAAACAUUCGGGUAA
Cladophialophora yegresii CBS 114405 is the source of this 2349-nucleotide messenger RNA. RefSeq lists its product as uncharacterized. Gene Ontology annotation, molecular function: ferric-chelate reductase activity. The coding region runs from base 1 to 2349 and encodes 782 amino acids. The record is from RefSeq and is a predicted model, not a curated record. Gene Ontology annotation, biological process: intracellular iron ion homeostasis; copper ion import; iron ion transport. Lineage: Eukaryota; Fungi; Ascomycota; Eurotiomycetes; Chaetothyriales; Herpotrichiellaceae. The transcript has 7 exons. Gene Ontology annotation, cellular component: plasma membrane.